Messenger RNA from Castor canadensis (American beaver), 5115 nucleotides. It is a transcript of the gene Zbtb16, whose product is annotated as zinc finger and BTB domain containing 16. Gene Ontology annotation, molecular function: protein binding; RNA polymerase II cis-regulatory region sequence-specific DNA binding; DNA-binding transcription factor activity. The record is from RefSeq and is a predicted model, not a curated record. NCBI's taxonomy places the organism in Eukaryota, Metazoa, Chordata, Mammalia, Rodentia, Castoridae. Gene Ontology annotation, biological process: regulation of transcription by RNA polymerase II.
CUUUUUUGAGGGUAGAGGCAAGCCAUGUGAAGAGUGAGGAAGAGCCCUUGCUCUCUCCACCCUCUUCCCAGGUCAUUGGCUGCAAUCCUGGCCACAGUGAGGCAGUGUCUGGGAAAAAUCUGGGCCCCUUGGGUCUUUCUGUCAUGCCCUAAAGGGGUUCAGAGUCCUGGAGCCCUCACUGAUCUGGAACAGGCUUUGGGAGAGGCCUUUGUCUCCCAGCCUUGUGUUCCCCUCAUAUUGGUUGUAAGUCAUUCCAUAUAUGCUGUUGCCAGUAUCACUCCGAAUACCUCUGAGCCAUGUCCAGUGUCCAGUGGUUCUACUGGUCACAGGAUUUGCCAACUCCCAGGAGCCUGUGGGACACACUGGAGUUCACACCCAGCCCAGUGUGACCACUCUUGGCUACAGUGGGGCAUGUUUCCUAUGCUCUGCUCCCUGCCUUCAUGACCUAUCCUCCUUCACAUUUCAGAUCCUUCUGUCCACUGUGCACUUGUAGAUAGAAGGCCCCCUCCAUUGGCCCAGGAAGCCCACUCUGCCCUAUCACGCAGAGCACAGAAGGAAAGAGAGCCCCAUGCCUGAGCCGAGGCGAGCACCAUGGAUCUGACAAAGAUGGGCAUGAUCCAGCUCCAGAACCCCAGCCACCCUACGGGGCUGCUAUGCAAGGCCAACCAGAUGCGACUGGCCGGGACUUUGUGCGAUGUGGUCAUUAUGGUGGAUAGCCAGGAGUUCCACGCCCACCGGACAGUGCUGGCCUGCACCAGCAAGAUGUUUGAGAUCCUCUUCCACCGCAACAGCCAGCACUAUACUCUAGACUUCCUCUCGCCAAAGACUUUCCAGCAGAUUCUGGAGUAUGCGUACACAGCCACGCUGCAAGCCAAGGCGGAGGACCUGGAUGACCUGCUGUAUGCCGCUGAGAUCCUGGAGAUUGAGUACCUGGAAGAACAGUGCCUGAAGAUCCUGGAGACCAUCCAGGCCUCAGAUGACAAUGACACAGAGGCCACCAUGGCCGAUGGUGGGGCUGAGGAAGAAGAGGACCGAAAGGCUCGGUACCUUAAGAACAUCUUCAUCUCAAAGCAUUCCAGUGAGGAAAGUGGGUAUGCCAGUGUGGCUGGACAGAGCCUCCCUGGGCCCAUGGUGGACCAGAGCCCUUCAGUCUCCACCUCAUUUGGGCUUUCAGCCAUGAGUCCCACUAAGGCUGCAGUGGACAGUUUGAUGACCAUAGGACAGUCUCUCCUGCAGGGAACUCUUCAGCCACCUGCAGGACUCGAGGAGCCAAUGAUGGCUGGGGGUGGGCGGCACCCUGGGGUGGCUGAGGUGAAGACUGAGAUGAUGCAGGUAGAUGAAGUACCUGGCCAGGACAGCCCUGGGGCAGCUGAAUCCAGCAUCUCAGGAGGGAUGGGGGACAAGGUUGAGGAGAGGGGCAAAGAGGGGCCUGGGACGCCUACUCGAAGCAGUGUCAUCACCAGCGCUAGGGAGCUGCACUAUGGGCGAGAGGAGAGUGCUGAGCAGCUGGCUCCCCCAGCUGAGGCUGGCCAGGGUCCUCCUGGCCGAUCAGAAGCCCCAGGGCCCCCAGUGGAGAAACAUCUGGGCCUCUACUCUGUGUUGCCCAACCACAAGGCUGACGCUGUGUUGAGCAUGCCGUCUUCGGUGACCUCUGGUCUCCAUGUGCAGCCUGCCCUUGCUGUCUCCAUGGACUUCAGCACCUAUGGGGGCCUGCUGCCCCAAGGCUUCAUCCAGAGGGAGCUGUUCAGCAAGCUGGGUGAGCUGGCUGUAGGCAUGAAGUCUGAGAGCCGGCCCCUAGGGGAGCAGUGCAGCGUGUGUGGGGUUGAACUUCCGGACAAUGAGGCCGUGGAGCAGCACAGGAAGCUGCACAGUGGGAUGAAGACGUACGGGUGUGAGCUCUGCGGAAAGCGGUUCCUGGAUAGUUUGCGACUGAGAAUGCACUUACUGGCUCAUUCAGCGGGUGCCAAAGCCUUUGUUUGUGAUCAGUGCGGUGCACAGUUCUCGAAAGAGGAUGCCCUGGAGACACACAGGCAGACCCAUACUGGCACAGACAUGGCUGUCUUCUGUCUGCUGUGUGGGAAGCGCUUCCAGGCACAGAGCGCACUCCAGCAGCACAUGGAGGUCCACGCAGGCGUGCGCAGCUACAUCUGCAGCGAGUGCAACCGUACCUUCCCCAGCCACACGGCCCUCAAACGCCACCUGCGCUCACACACAGGUGACCACCCAUACGAGUGUGAGUUCUGUGGCAGCUGCUUCCGGGAUGAGAGCACACUCAAGAGCCACAAGCGCAUCCACACGGGGGAGAAGCCCUAUGAGUGCAAUGGAUGUGGCAAGAAAUUCAGCCUUAAGCACCAGCUGGAGACGCACUACAGGGUGCACACAGGUGAAAAGCCCUUUGAGUGCAAGCUUUGCCACCAGCGUUCCCGGGACUACUCGGCCAUGAUCAAGCACCUGAGAACACACAAUGGCGCCUCGCCCUACCAGUGCACCAUCUGCACGGAAUACUGCCCCAGCCUCUCAUCCAUGCAGAAGCACAUGAAGGGUCACAAGCCAGAGGAGAUCCCACCUGACUGGAGGAUAGAGAAGACUUACCUCUACCUGUGCUAUGUGUGAAGGGGGUCCCCCGUGCAUUGGAGCAGCAUGGGAGCCAGAAAAGAAAUGAAGAUGGGGAAGAACUUUGCAAAGAAAAAAAAAAAAAGGAAAAAAGAAAAGAAAAAGAAAGAGAGAGAAUGGAAAGGAAACUUCAUAGCUAUUUGGCCCUGGGGCUCCAGGUGACCUGGAUGCCAAGCCACUGCCCCUUCCCGGGGACCUCUACCUUCCUUGAUUUUUCUUGGGUGGGUGGAGGUGGUUUUGUUCACCCACAUGGUGGCAUAUUUUUCUCCUCCCUCUACCCAGACCCUCCUUUUGUGUCCAGAAAUGGAGGCUAGGAAGCAGACGAGGACUGUAGUCAAAGCCACAGUCUCUGCCUGCUCUCCUCUCCUUGCCUCCUCAGAAGAUGGAGGGAGGGGAUCAGAGAGAGGGCUGCAGAUGAUGGGGGUCUCUGGUUGAUGCUUAAAAUGGCAGCUCUGGUUUGCUAGGGGAAAAUUGGGGAGGGGAAGAACUCUUUCUCUUCCCACCACUUGGUUCAUCCAUUGCUUUCUCUGCCCUGCCACAUUGGGUUCCGCUUAGGGUUUCCGAAAACCUUGUGGUUCUUUCCCUCCCUUGCCCCUGCUUGACUGCUGUCCUCCAGGUCCCAGGGAGUUCGCAUUCCUCUUGGAUCUGGGUGGUAUUUCCUCUUCUGGUUCCUCAUGGGGAAAGCUGCAUCUGACUCCAGAGUCCCUUCCUUCCCUUAGCUUUCUGAGAACACAGAACAUGAUAAAUCAUACUCCCCACCCUGGUCACCCCAGUCACGAGCAAGAUUCCUGCUGAGCUGCUUUUGCUUCCAAAAAUGGAAAAGCAUAUGAACUAAAUAUAUUAUAUCCCAUCAACCAACCACACACACGCAUGGCCCUACAAACUCAUUUCAGACCCUAGGGGAAGGAAUCCCAUUGUUCCAUUGAAAGGGCCCAUUGUCCAAGGGAAGGAGUGGAUGACCUCCUCCAGAAGGGUCCAUACCUGCAGGAGGGAACAGACACCCUGCCCAGGGUGGGGGACUGGCCAGGAGAGGAAGUGGCUGUCCUACUGGGGGACCUUUUAAGCACAGAACAUGGGGACCCCAGGCCCAGUGAGUUCAGUGGGAAAACUCGGGUCCAGAGAGUAGCACAGAAUUCCUCAAAGGGCCCUGAGUCCACAGAGAAGAGGAAAAGGGGGAGGAGGAGCUGAAAGCGCUUUGGCCUUGCGUUCUGUUUUGCUUCUUUUCUAUGUUCCCUGUUAGUACAUUGUACUUGAAUUACCUCAGUUUUUUUGUGACCUCAUGAGCUUUAUUAACCCCUGUAUCUCUUUUUUGGUUGGGGGUUGGAGGAAUGGGGAGGGUGUUCUUUUCUGUUCUUGUGUAAAUUAAUAGUUGGCUUUAGACUUCAGCUGGCCACGGCCCUCCCUAGCCCCUGGCUAGCAGCCUCAAAGCUGAAAGCUGUAUACAGAAGGAGAUGAGUGCUCAGGGUCUGAAUAGGAGGGGCCAGGAGGACAGAGAAAGUGGGUGGGUGGAGGGCCUGGUGAUUGGGGGUCUUACUGUCCCCACGGGGCACUCAGGAGUCACUGUCAACUCUGCCUGAGGGCUCAAAUCAUCUGUGUCCAGCAUCUGUUCAGCCUGAAAAACUCUGAAGAAAAAUCCCACUGUUGUUAGAAUUUGCUGGGCCCUUUUAGGCUUGAUGGGGGUCUUUAUCAUUGAGAUCCUUGCACCGAUGUGGUCCCCUGUGUGUAAUACCGUCAUUGCCAAAAUUGGUAUAUUUUCAUGGUAGGUGUGUGGGGGGGUGGGGGGGUGACUCAGCCUCAGUUUUGUUGUGUUGGGUGGGGUGUUGUUUCUCUAAGAGCUACCUCUUAUGUUCGUCCAAUUAUUCUUUUGUUCUCUCCUACCUCCCCUCUGCUGCUCUGCCUCCCCUCUUUCCCCAGCCUCCCCACCCUGUUAUUUGGAAAGCACAUUUGCAAUAUUCGCAUUUGCUUUGGGAUGGGCUCUCUGUUUCAUCUCAUGCUUUAUGUGUAAGAGUUUCUUUGUGUGUGUGAGAGAGAGCUUGUUUUAUUCUUUCUUUUCUCUCUCUGAGAAAGCUGUGGCUGUGUUUUGAUCUUAGGUUUUAAACAGUGGUUUUCGGGAAGCAGUUUUGGGGAGAAGGGUUGCGAGGAAUACAGGGGAGGCCUGAGGGAUGGGUGCUGCUGUGGCCACCCCCGUCCCUCAGUCCCAUCCCUUCUGCCCCAUCCCUUCAAUCUCAUCCACCAAAUCUGAAGGCCUUAAAAAUUGUGUGUUAGGGGGAUGAGGAUUGGGGGUACUUGUCACUAGACUGUGGAUUAGGGAUAAUAAUGUAAGGACAACUCUAUUUUGCAACUAUAAUAAUGACAGUGCUUCGGAAAGGAAAAAAGUUAAACUUGAAAUAUGUUGAUCAGUUGUGUUUAUAAUGUGAAAAGAGUGAAAUCUUUUGGGGGAGGAGCAGUCUAUAAGAAAUCAUUAUGCACUAUGGCUUCCUCCCCCCAUCUGGGAAGAAAGGG